Messenger RNA from Staurois parvus, 484 nucleotides. The record is from the annotation of a GenBank genome assembly. Lineage: Eukaryota; Metazoa; Chordata; Amphibia; Anura; Ranidae.
AUGGGCCCCUGUACCGCCUCCUCAUGCUGCUGCCAGGCCCGUAAUCUGCCAUGGGCCCCCCGUACCGACUCCUCAUGCUGCUGCCAGGCCCGUAAUCUGUCAUGGGCCCCUGUACCCCUGUACCGCCUCCUCAUGCUGCUGCCAGGUCCAGAGUGUGUCAUGGGUCCCUGUACGGCCUCCCAUUGCUGCUGUCUCCAUCGCCACACUCUGCCAUGUGGCCACUUUCAGGUCUCCUCACACUGCUGGUGGGUUCCAUUUUGUCAUAGGGUGCUGUAUGGCCUCCCAUUGCUGCUGCCUCCACCGCCACACUGUAGCUCCACACUCUGGUUUUGGCCCCGUGACUGCCCAAAUGAGUGAAGUGUGCGGUGAUUCUAAGAUCGACGGCACUCAUCUGCAUGUCAUACUGACUGACAGUAUUAUUUCUGUUCCCCAGCAGACUCCAAGGGCAUUUAAAUUAAAGGUACAGUGUUCUGCACUAAUAUAA